Exophiala dermatitidis NIH/UT8656 is the source of this 1902-nucleotide messenger RNA. RefSeq lists its product as uncharacterized. The record is from RefSeq and is a predicted model, not a curated record. Lineage: Eukaryota; Fungi; Ascomycota; Eurotiomycetes; Chaetothyriales; Herpotrichiellaceae. Bases 1 to 1902 code for a protein of 633 amino acids. The transcript is spliced from 7 exons.
AUGUCGUUCUUUCGGUCGCUGAUCCUGUUGACGGCGAGCUUUUACCCUAUUGUUACAUAUGCCUUCGUUGAUUUUGGAUAUUCUACCCUGCCCUAUGAACCGUUACAUCAUCCCACUCCCAAACCGUAUCAGCUGCCCAAAGAUUCAGACCUUCGCUUCGAAAUCCUCCCGUCGAUGAUCACGGCCGUGGCCCCUUCCAUCACCAUUGCAGCCAACGGGACCAGGGAAACAUUGUACAGUCUUCACUACCAUCACUAUUUCAGCAAGACACGGCAGGGAAAGGGUCUUUUCAAGCGAGGCGUAUUUGCCAAUGAUCCUCCCAUUGCGACCUGCACGCCUUGCGGAGGCGCUGUGUCUACUGGCAAUUCCAGCUCGAGUUCGACCACGCCAACAGCAUCAUGUACAACACAUUAUUAUCAUGGCGUCUUCCAAUACCCAGACCCGGCAAGCACAACCUCGUACUGCUAUAAUUCCAACUACACGGGCGUGUUCGAACCAAGUACAACCUCGUCGAGCGGCUUGCCGUGCUGCUUUACGAUUCCGGCCUCAUAUUCGACCUCCACAAUGUCAGGAACAACAUCCACCACUUCGAGUUCCAGUGUGCUCUCAAGCGUGCAGUAUACAUCGGGCACAUCGUCCAGGACAUCGUCGACCACGAGUCCGUCAGCAUCAGUUUCCAUCAUUGUUGUGUCUAGCACCACCAUUACCAUCACCAACAGUGGCUCGUCGACCACCACUACUGGCUCCGGAACAUCCUCGACGUUGUCCACGUUGACAGUAAUCACUGCCACACCCGUGACGUCGACUACUUCGGUGGUCUUUACUAAUAUCACAACUACCGUGCCGAACACGAUUGAAGGAUGCGGAACUGCUUCCGGCAGCGGUGUAGUUGAGGGAACAGGGACAGUAUAUCUCGCCGACACAUCUAUCGUAGCCUCCGGGACCGCAAGUGGUUCGGCAUCCCAAGUUGUUGGAUGCGGCACAGUCGUCGCCACGAGCGGCACGUUCACGGGCUCCGCUAGCAUCACUGGAUGUGGCUAUGGGUCUGGAACCGGCACUCUCACCGGCACUGGCACGAUAUGGCCCGCUGCAGGAGGCGGUCUUGUGUCACGAGUGGGCUCGGGAAUCGUGAGCGGAAAUGGAAGGUUUGAAGGUUGCGGAACAUUGACCGGCUCAGGCACAUUCGUCGCCACAGGCCCAUAUACAACCGUGAUCGGCGCACCUGUAACUACCAGCUCAGGCUCAGCUAGUUCAACACGGUCCCGGUCCGUAACCACCAUCGAAGUCUACGUUUCGUAUUGUCCUGGACCCAUGGACGGUGCUGCCGCUCUCAAAUUCGGGACCAACUCGACUUCUCCCACUUCUCCUACUUCUCUCAAUAACAGCACCAACAACUCCUCAUCGCACGAUUCUGGUCCCGCACCAUAUUCCGGUCCAGAUUCCGACGCAAACCCCCGCUUCAUCGUUCCAACGACCCACGGCUCCGGCACCAACGGCACCACUAAUGGAACAGAUAUCACCAGCGAUAAUGCACUCUGUAACACGUGUCCUAACAGCGUGGGAAUCUGUUGUCCGCCCACAGUCGACUGCGACGACGACGAUGGCAAGUGUCCCCUGUUUGCGCUGGAGAAUUCGCACAACACUAUCAAUGGGUAUUUGAUUGCUCAGGUCAUGAAUAGUACGGCCGCUGUGGCGGGGAGGAAGAAGGUGCGUGGGUUGAUGAAGCCGAAAACGCCCAAGAGAGAUAACGAUGUGCUGGGCGACUCGAACCAUUUGAUCGGUAGUGGCUAUGACGAUGACACCACAACCACCAAUGUCAAGGUGAAGAAGGGCCAGGGGCAGGUCCACAAGCAUCACCAUGGUCAUAACGCGGCCAAGAAGGCUCAUAAGAGACAGUUCUAG